AUGAUCGACGCUUCCAUUGCCAAAUGGACGUCACACUUGCAUACGAUUGGCAACUUGAGUCUCAGCGGCGUGGUAGCCCCCUGUCAAGUAGUAGUUCCCUGUCUUGAAAGUCAAGGCAAUCGAACAAUGGCCUUCCGACGGGAGCCUUCGUCAUGUCAUGUGCUGGUUCACUUUCAUGGUUCGCUCCUCCAUUGCGGGGGACGACUCGACUCGUACACUCUUCAAGGCGAAGACGAACAGAACGUGGCUGUCAGCCAGAAGUCGGAAAGCAAAGCAAACUAUGCGAAUGCAAGUAGUGGAGGUCGGCCCUACGUUUCUGAGUCGAGUCCUUCAUAG
Seminavis robusta is the source of this 336-nucleotide messenger RNA. The record is from the annotation of a GenBank genome assembly. Lineage: Eukaryota; Bacillariophyta; Bacillariophyceae; Naviculales; Naviculaceae.